CAAUAUUUGCUCCAGCAGCUCCUCUAGCUGUAACCUGAACUCUAGCAUGACUGUCACUUUACAAGCAUUUCCUAACUCAGAAAUGAAAGUGAAAGCUGGGGCUGUGAAGGGAGGUGCACAGAAGGCACUGAAAACAGCUUGCGAGAAAGAUUUCUAGACCAAAAAAAUGGAGGGUGAGACCAAAAAAAUGGAGGGUGAGGCAAGUUUUGUGCAUGUUCCGGACACCGAAAACAUACUAAUGGACAGUAAUGAAGAUCAUCUAAGGACUGAGAUAAAGAAGAUGAAGGACCAGUGCACAUCCCUUAACCAUGAUGCAGAUAAAUAUGAAAAAGAAAAGAAUGAUUCAUUGGCGUUUGCAAAGAAACUGCAAGACAAGGUGGACAAACUGCAGAGAUCAAUCACAGAAGAGGAAGCACAUUUCAAAGACAAGGAUGAUUCAUACGAGAAAAACAUUAAAGCCAUAUGGGAAGAGAACCAGGGUCUGAAAAAGCAAAAAGAAGAAUUAGAACAGACAAUAGACAAGGUUAAAGAAAACAUUGAAAAGUUGGAAAAGGUCUCUUCCGCUGGUACAGAGAGGAAAAUGGUUUUUAAGGGCAAAUCUCUUAACAAGAUACCAGAAAACGGGUUGGUGGUCAAACACCGGAUUGUCUAUCCUGUACGAGGGGGAACCGCACUCAUUACCUUUGAGAAACCAGAAGAUGCCAGCAAUAUAAUUCAGAAGGAACGAAUUGAGGUGACAAUUGAGGAAUGUCGGGUGUUUGUGCAAGCUAAGCCUGUGGAACUUAUGUUACUGGAUAGCCUCAAUGUGGAUAUGAGCCUUAGCAGGAAGAAAAUUCUGAUAUCUAAUCUUCCACCUUCCUUAUCUGAAGACAUCCUAUUGGACAAAUUGGAAAUCUUCUUCUGUAAAUCCAAGAAUGAUGGUGGGGAAGUGGAAAAUAGAGAGUUUCUGCCCGACUCCAGGAAUGUAAUCCUGACAUUUUGCAAUGAGAAAGUUGUUCCACAGCUGCUAGAGAAAAAGAAAUUCAAGGUACAUUUUGGGAAUUCUACCCAAGAAGUCCAUGUCACUCCUUCUCUUGACGGCGACAUCAAACAGUUUCAGAUGAAGUAUGUGGAGUGUAACAGAACUGUCCUGAUCACAGGGAUCCCAGACAUAAAGGAUACGGAUGACCUCCGAGAUCUGCUAGAGAUCUACUUUCAGAAACCAAGCAACGGAGGUGGCGAAGUGGAGGCCCUAAUUUAUUGUCCAGAAGGACAGCAAGCUCUGGCUAUAUUUGAAGAUGAUAAUGAAGAAUAGAAAUGGAGAUGUUUAGCAAAAUCCAAGGAACUUUCCUCUAUUCCUACAGAAGAAAUUAUAAGAAAAAGAAAUUCUAAACCAAAGCGUACAUUAUUCACAUUUAUUAUAAUUAUACUGUAUCUUGUGCCAGUUGUCUCUGAAAUUGUUGUUUAACAUUUCUAUAGGCUUCUGCAUGUUCCUACUAACCCAGCUUAAGAAUUAUUGUUUAGUGAUAUAAUCUUCCAUAAAAGAGAUAAUGACAGUAACGGAACUAGGUGGGGGCGGGCCCUGGUGUGGGCUGUGCAGCUGGGCCCCGCCCACCCGGGCCCUGCCCACCCCCCUCCAUAAUGAUUGUUUUCUGUGGCUGCAGCAGAGUGCAGCCGAAAUCAGUGGUGCACGAUCUGCCGGGGGGGGGGGGGUGCGGGCCCUGGUCCAAUUGCACCCCCUGCUCCCCCUGUAGUUACAGCAAAGGAAUUCCAACAGCACACAGGACUGUGAGAAAUCUUCAAAAAUGUAUUUCAAUGCGGAGUGCCCCUGUAGUUACGCCACUGGAUAAUGACGUGCCUUAUUAGAUCGAAUUUUGAGUUAGACCACUGAUAUAAUUUUUCCAUAAAUUAGCAUUCCUACAGAAAUUAAUGUUAUUUUGGGACUUCUUCAUUUUCAGCUAUGGCUCAUUAAAUAAAUUUUACUAUAAAUAAUGAAUAAAUGCAGUUAACUAAGCUUAUGUAUAAUAAUAAUGAAGGUGUUAGAAUAAAAAGACCACUGAAUAAAUGUGCCUGCAAAUCUUCAGAGAAAAUAUAUUUAACUGGUAGAUGAAUCAAACUUUUAUUGAUAAUGACUUUGUAGUUUAUAAAUCAUACUCAUACAUAUACCAUAGUCUUACAAAUAUAUUGUAGCUCUUCCAGUGAAGAAAUAAAUAAUAAAAAGUUAUUGCCUAUUUAUAAAGCUUCAAAUAUGUUAAAAUGUCCAGGAAGUGAAUGAAUUGUGAAGCAGUUUCAGAUCAGACAGUAAAUAGUCAUUGAAAUCCUAUUUUUUUGACAUGCCAUUCCAACUUACAGUUUGGGAAUAAAAUACAAAAGGCUUCUUUGC
Messenger RNA from Xenopus laevis (African clawed frog), 2362 nucleotides. RefSeq names its product interferon induced protein 35 L homeolog (gene ifi35.L). Lineage: Eukaryota; Metazoa; Chordata; Amphibia; Anura; Pipidae. The transcript has 11 exons. Gene Ontology annotation, biological process: regulation of innate immune response. Bases 167 to 1294 code for a protein of 375 amino acids. Gene Ontology annotation, cellular component: cytoplasm; nucleus; extracellular region. The record is from RefSeq and is a predicted model, not a curated record.